Molecule: messenger RNA, 1202 nt
Organism: Pomacea canaliculata
Lineage: Eukaryota; Metazoa; Mollusca; Gastropoda; Architaenioglossa; Ampullariidae
Product: lectin L6-like
Exons: 5
Coding region: 157-1104 (315 amino acids)
Source: RefSeq, a predicted model, not a curated record
GUGGAGGAAAGCUGUAGGACAGCAGUUGUACACACUUUAUGUUUGUAGGCUGUACGAAGACAACUCCAACACCGUACACAACACAACUCUUUGUCAACACUGUUUGAGCCUGUUGUCGUGUGCAUCAGACGACGACGACGAUAAGCGUGGAACCUGAUGGCGGUGUUGGUGCUGCUGUGUCUCCUGGUGAUGGCGGCCUUGUGUCAAGGCCAACAGUGGGUGCAGGUGAAUGGUCAACUGCUCCACGUGUCCACCGGGCCGUCUGGAGUGUGGGGCGUCAACGUGGAGGGUCAGAUCUACUACCGCGAGGGCACCUACCUCAGUGCCAGCUCAAGGGGCUCGGGCUGGAGGAAUGUUCCAGGCAGACUCAAGCAGCUGGAUGUGGGCACCAACAGCGUGUUCGGCGUCAACGACAAGGACGAGAUUUAUUAUCGAACUGGCAUCAAGAUGAACCCACCCCUCGGCACAUCAUGGAUCCGUGUACCUGGCUCUCUCAGGCACAUCACCGUCUCUCCCUCAGGUGCUCUGUGGGGCGUGAACGAUCAUGACCAGGUGUUUUACAGGGUGGGGGCAGCAGUCGGCAGUCCACUGGGCCUCGCUUGGCGUCAGGUAGACGGCGCCUUGACGCAGAUUUCUGCAGGUGAGGCAGGUGUAUGGGGAGUCAACUCUGAUGACCGCAUCUUCUACCGGGAGGGCACGUUUGGUGACAACGGAAUUAUCGGAUGUUCUUGGACACAAGUACCCGGAGCUCUAGUUUACGUCACAUCCGGCUCAGGAUUUGUGCUGGGGGUCAACAGGGACAACAACAUCUAUCUUAGAGUCGGAAUCACUAGGGCCAACCCUACAGGUGACAGUUGGGUCCUGAUGAGCGGCAGGCUGACGAUGAUUGAACAGUACAGCACCACCCUGUGGGGGGUCAACAGCAAUGAUGACAUAUACACGUCGCCAGUUUCACCUCCACCAAAGCAAGAACGAAAACAACAACAACAACAACAACAACAACAACAACAACAACAACAACAACAACAACAACAACAACAACAACAAAACCCAAGUAGAACAUACUUCAAAGACGAAAUUUCUGCUGACAUCUUUUUAAAGUAAUGAAAGAUAAAAGAGUGAUGUAGUUGUGAGACCUCUAGAAAGGUCAGCCACCAUUGCUGGCAGAAAGUGUCUGUUUAGAAAUAAAAAGAAAAUUUGGA